Molecule: messenger RNA, 8113 nt
Organism: Columba livia (rock pigeon)
Lineage: Eukaryota; Metazoa; Chordata; Aves; Columbiformes; Columbidae
Gene: ATXN7L1
Product: ataxin 7 like 1
Exons: 10
Coding region: 3297-5504 (735 amino acids)
Source: RefSeq, a predicted model, not a curated record
UUGUUCUGCAGAAGGUUGAGAGUUUGGUUUCUUGUUUAUAGGAGCUCUUGCAUGUAGUGAGGGAACGUGAACAAGCGACUUCUUCAUGAAUUAUGUUUUGCACAUUCACUUUGGAGUUUGGGUAUCGCAUAUGGGUAUUUCUGCGCCAUUCUAAAUAAUAAUAUCUAUGAAUAAUAAUAUGCCUGAAAGAUGAGUGAAGCAAAUUGAAACUUAAAUAUAAACUUAUUCGAUUUUCAAAAGAAAGCAGUGACCGUAGGUGGGCAGAUCUGUGUGGUUAGUUGGAUUUUAAAAAGAUGUCAGAAUAUUCCAAAGGGAUUAAUUUGAUGCCUGGGUAUAUCCAUGAGGAGGGGCAAACACAGAAAACCAAGUCAAAAUUUUCGUGUGUAAAUUCAAACAAGCUUCCUAAAAUAUUAUAAUAAUGAUAAUAAUAAUAGCAAUAAUGCUUAUGAGAUUAUACCAUUUUUUUUCUAAGAAUUUUUAACUCUCUACCAAUUUGGCUUCCAAAAUACAAAGUUUCAGCAAUCUUGUGAAAAUCCGCAGCUGUGAAGAGACAUCUUAAUUCCUGUGCCCCCAGAGAACAGUAUUUCAUGUGCAGUAGCACACUUGUACUGACAGCUGUCAUUCGUGCACCUACAGACAAGACAGCUCAUCCUGUCUCUUCUUUGGGGAGAGCAAAGGACAGUGGAUACGGGAUGAAUCGGUGAGGGCGCUGGGGCUGGAGAAGCUCAGGGUAACAGAGAUGGAGCAAAUGUAGAGAUCAAACCCACAAAUUAAAACAAAAAUGUUUUUCAUUACUUUUCUGCUUAUAAAACAGCUUGUUAACAAAUAUAUUGCUUGACCAGAUGCUGGUUUUGGAUCCCAAGUAACAGUUAGAGCUGAAAAAGCCAGAAGGUUUGACAAUAGUUUUUAUACAAGUCCUGCAAGGAUAUUAUUCAGGGCUAAUUUCAGUAAAGUUACCAUUUUUGUACAAGUUUCUUCUAAGGAAUGAUAAAAUGAGCUGGGGAUGUGUUAUCUUGAAUGAAAUCUGACACGAUAUUAUGCACAAAACCAGACAUAAUUCUCCUGAAAACAAUAGCUUGUUUUCCCGGAGUCAUAGUACAGCAUUGUUUUUUGCCAAACCACCUCGGUAGUCCCAUAUCACUCUUCUAUGGCCUGUCUUGUCUUAUCUGUAAAAAGAAAUGCCAUUAUAUCUGUUGGGAUUAAGUACGGCAUUAAAGAACUAUCAGUUUUCUGUAAUAGUUUCAUUAUAGACGAGGAGAAACAUCUGAUAAGUAUGUAAAACAAUAAUGUACAUAAAUUCAUUAAAGAUGGAGAUAGAGUGAAAUAUUUUACCACUAAGUGUAAGUAAAUAAAAGUAUGUGUAAGCAGAUGACCUUGAAUCUGUAAGAUCUGCCCAAGGUCUGAGGAAAUGGGUCUGUUACACAGUAGGAAGCAUUAGAGGAUGGCAAUACUGAGUUUUCCUCUAUUUGCAACAGUGUAUCUGGAGUAAAGUUGUUUAAGUUGCCUGUUUGGAAGAAUGAAUAGGUGAGCUGCUUUUAAAUGUCUAUAUUUAGUAAACUAGAGUGCUGUUCCUCUUGUUACAUUUCAGUGUUAAAUGUAAAGAUACUUGUAUCUUACAUCCAACAAAUAGCCAAAUAAAAUGUUUCUCCUCACAUACAAAAUCACCCACAGAAUUCUUAUUUGUUGGCCCUGCUUACCUUUGCUUAAAGAGAAGUGCUGUUGCUUGAUUGCCAGAAGUAUUUUAGUAUUUCAUCUGAUGUAUCUGCUCUACGUUUAGGGCUGAUAAUACAUUUCCUUGCUCUGAGAACAAAAAAUGUGGGGAAUACCAUUACCACUGGCCAGGGCUGAUAAGAUACCAGUUUGGAGGAGGCAGUGUGAGAGGAUGGUGAGGGUGGUAUAUACCCUGUGGUAUAUGAGGUGCAAGAUGGUUUUUACACUCCAGGCACAUCGAGGUGUCUCAGUAGCUUCCCGUUGGAUGACCAGAGCACCUCCUCCAGCACCAGGGGAAAUUCCCAUGCGUAAGCUCUCCUUGGAUUUUUUUGGUAGAGUGUCACUCAAAAUGGUGUGUACCUGGGAUUCACUUGCUCUGUGGUUUCUCUUUUGCCUGAGGAUUUUUUGCCUCGCUGAGCUGAAAAACAUAUAUGACUUAUAGCAGAGAAUUGUCAUUUUUUUCUGCAGUAGCAGCCUGUCUGUCAGGUGGCAAAUACUGAUUACACGUGUGCAAUUGUGUCAUUACAGGUGAUGAAUUCCUACUUAAAUCUCCAACUCUUUUUUAAUCAAGUUAAUACCCUAAAUCAUUGAUAUGCUCUUUUAUAGCUGAAGAAAGAGGCCCUGACACCAGAGUUAAAUCUAAAUCUUCCAGCUCAAUGAUGUGAAGACUGACACUGUCAGCAGGGCCAGGUAUUCACUCUUCCGUCGUUUCCCUGUCCCUCUGAUACGUCCAUCAGUGAUACCUUGGAUCUUUGUCUCUAGAUCUCAAAAUUCUUGUAAAAGUAGUAGACAAGUACCCAGCAGCUUCAUUUUACAUUUAGUAAAUCAGUUGCACUAUUUGACGUAUUUUUUUGCUUUGCUGGAGUUCCGUUUGACCCUUUUUUGUGUGUGCUUUCUACCAAAGAGGAAUGGAGGCGUUCUGGGCAAUGCUGAGUGUGUGGCUUUUUAUGGAAUUUGGCCAUUUUUAGGGUAUUUGGCCACUUAAGAGUAAUUUAGUGAUAUUCGAGAGAUUAUUCCUCCGUAGGAAAUGCCAAGUUAUCCCAGAAACAGAAGAUUUUUCAGGAAAACAGCAGGUUUGUCCCACUGUGUUAAACACAAACACCCUCCUUCUCUCCUGAAUCAAGGGGGGAAAAAAAGGCAGUGUCUUCCUCUAAAUACGCACUUGUGUUUUUUACUGCUUUUAGUUUUGGACUCGGGUUCAUUUCUGCAGUUACUUGAGUUGUAUCAACAAUCCUUUAAAAAAAAAAAAAAGGGAAAAAAAAAAAACCCUGCAGCCGUUUUCAGCGCUUGUUGUUCUUGGCACAGGAUCAGUUCUGGUGUCCAACUGGUAGGACCUGAAACUUGGUGCUUAACAAGUGCCUGUAGUCAAAACAGUUGGUGUGUGCGAGCGCCGAUCUGGUAUUUGCUGCGGCAGGUCAUCUGCCUGCUUUUUUACCGUGUGCAGAAUACCUAAUCACGUUGCUGUGUUUCUGUGACGGCAUCUGUGGCAAUGUGAAUCGUUUCACGUUCCAAAAGUACAUGUUUACAGUCGUCGUAGAAUCAGAUUAAGUUGGCAGCCUGCUCCUCUCUAACGAAGACACGGUUCAAUGUGUAAACCUUCCCCUUCUCCAGCUUCUCCAGCCUGCAAUUCCAGGACAUCCCUAGUACAGAUGAAACCGAAAUCCUGUAUCAGCGGCCAUAACCCUGUCAGCAGCAACUCAAAGCCAUUCAAAACGCCCAAAGACAAUCUACUUACCUCCAGUAGCAAACAGCACACAGUCUUUCCUUCAAAAGUACCACGGGAUAAACCAUGCGUUCCUGUUCCAGUAGUCAGUCUAGAGAAAAUUCCUAACCUGGUGAAGGCAGAUGGUGCCAACGUUAAAAUGAAUUCUGCAACCACUACCACCAUCACCUCUUCCUCGGCCUCUUCCUCCACCAUACCUGCUCCAACUUUGGUCAAAUCUGGUUUGACAUCCAAGUCAGUGCCACCGUCACCAGAAAAGAUUCUGAACGGCAAAGGAAUUCUAGCUCCAUCGAUAGACAAGAAACACCAAAAUGGCACUAAAAGCAGUAACAAGCCUUACAAAAGACUUUCAGAAAGAGAAUUUGACCCAAAUAAACACUGUGGAGUUCUGGAUCCUGAAACAAAGAAACCUUGCACAAGAUCGCUCACCUGCAAGACUCAUUCACUUAAUCAUCGACGAGCAGUUCCAGGCCGUAAAAAACAGUUUGACAUCCUUCUAGCUGAACACAAAGCUCGAUCCAGGGAAAAAGAAGUUGCAAAAGACAAAGAGCAUCCACCGUCUGCAAGGGAAAGCUUUCAGAGCCAGCCCACACCAGCACCAGACUCCCUGUCCGGAUCUUCAGUGAACUCUGGCCAAGAAUCUAAAGUAACAUCUCCUGCAAAAUCCAGACCACCAAAUUCCGUACUUCCAAGACCAUCAUCUGCAAAUAGCAUAAACAGCAACAGUUCUUCAAACCACAGUGGGUACGUACCAGAACUGCCACUGCCUUCCAUGGGAGGAGAUUUAACAAGCAGAUUGUCGAGUGAUGAAGGAGAAGCGGAUGGAGCUGAAGAAUCUGAGAAAUUAGACUGUCAUUUUUCUGGACACCAUCCCAGACCUCUUGGGUUUUGUUCAUAUGGCAGUCGCUUAAUGGGAAGAGGGUACUACGUCUUUGACAGAAGAUGGGACCAUUUCCGAUUCGCACUAAACUCCAUGGUAGAAAAACACUUGAACUCACAGAUGUGGAAGAAAAUUCCUCCCGCAGCGGAUAGUCCCAUGCCUUCUCCUGCAGCACAUGUCUCCACUCCUUUUCCAGCAUCAGUCUUGCAGCCUUUCAGCAACCCCAGUGCGGUGUAUAUUCCUUCAACACCUAUCAGUUCAAGAAUCACUUCUUCUCCCUACAUAAUGACGUCAGCCAUGCUAUCAAAUGCAGCCUUUGUGACAACGUCAGAAACUAAUUCCAUUAUGUCACACACUACAGCUUUUCCUCACGUGGCUGCAAGCCUAAGUAUCAUGGACUCCACUUUCAAGGCGCCAUCAGCUGUGUCACCAGUGCCAGCAGUCAUCCCUUCCCCAUCCCACAAGCCAUCCAAAACAAAAACCAGCAAAUCCUCAAAAGUCAAAGACCUGUCAUCUCGGGGUGAUGAGUCUUCAAGUAACAAAAAGAAAAAGCCGCAGUCAUCGUCAUCAUCGUCCUCGUUAUCUUUGCAGACUUCUUCCUCAUCUUCAUUUUCAGGGUCCCACAAAAAGAACUGUGUCCUGAACCCCAGUUCAACUUUGAACUCCUAUCAGGCUACAUCUUCCUACAACAGUAUGUCUGUGCACAAUACAAAUAACGGAACAAGCCCACUCAGUGCCAAAUCGGAGCCCUCAGGACGGACUUCACUAUCGAGUAGUUCGACAGACUCAGUGAAACACAUGAGCAUGGUAGUGAGCAGUAUUGACUCUUCUAACCUGUCUGUAUCUUCUCUGGUGCACCACUCAGGGGACCACUCCCUGGGAGCGCACAACGCAGUGUCUUCUCUACCCCUUUCGUUCGACAAAUCAGAAGGAAAAAAACGAAAAAACUCUAGUUCUAGUAGCAAAGCCUGUAAAAUCACUAAAAUGCCUGGUAUGAAUAGUGUUCAUAGAAAGAGCACUGCCAACCUUAUUGCUGCAGUGCCAGAUCCUACAAGCAGCUCCAUCUCUCGGCAGAUUGGAAAAAAUAGCAGUGUAGCUUUGUCACAAUCCAGUCCUUCGAGUACAUCAAACCCCGUACACAACAGACAAAAGACAUCAAACCGGACUGGUAGAAUAAGGACUCUUCCAUAACAAGGAAAAGGAACCAGCCUAUAAUCUCUAGCUCUCAGCAGCCCUACUCCACAGGGUUUUUCUUUUCUAUGUCCUGCAGAUGGAUUUAAUCUUUUAUGAAUUUGUGGUUUUAAAGAUCAUUAAAUUUACAGAAAACUGUAAUAGUGAUUUGUUUAGUUUUUCACUUGUAUUUGCCACUGAUCUGUGCAUUCUGCUUGGUUAUGUUUCAUGCCUUUUAAAGCUGUUAGCAUUGCAAUGCUCCCUUUGUUUCCUUACCAGAACACAGCGGACAUUCCAAGAAAAAAAUCCAGAUCAUGAUUUGAAUUUAUUUAAAGGAUCUCCAAAUUUUUUAAUUAAAUUAAAAUUACAGUAAUUCUGUAUUUAAGCUUGUCCUAUGGAUAAAAAUUGAGUGCAUUUCUUAGUAAUUUGCAAACAGCUGGGGCACUGCAACUUUAGGGACUAAUCCUGACUGGUGCUCUGUACCUACAGCAUUUAAUAAUUUCAGUGGGAAUUCUGAGUGUUCAGCCUCUUCCAGGAUCAGGCUCUUAAGGAAUCUAUACUCAGUCAAUGCAUAGAGGAUUUUUGCACCAAACUGUAAUUAAUGUUAUCAGGGGCUCAACAUGCAAAAUCCCCGUCUCUCGGGGGAUUUCUAGACCCUUAAGACCACAGCACUUGAUAACUUCAGUGAACAGUUUGGGUUUGCAAGGACAGGACUUGAGCAGAUUGGCUUGCAUUAACAGAAUUGCACUGACAGUGUUUCUUAUAGGAUUACUGCAGAAUUUUUUAAUGAAAUAUAGAUUUUAUAAUCAGGAAGCCAAUACUAGGUACUGGAACAAUAGUACAGAGGAGUUAAUUUUUAUUUCUACAGUGUUAAAAGUGCACUUAUAUGCUGGUUUAUUUACAUCUUGGGGAAAGGCGAGAGACUGCAAAUAGGGAGAUUAUUACUACUUUCUUUUUUAAAAAAAGAAGGCUUAAGGCAAAUUUUAAGACUAAAAAUGUUUAAGCAAUUCUAAACAAGGCUAGACCCUUUGAAAAAAGUUUAGAAAUAUUCUUAAAAUAAAUUUUUAUAGUGUUAAUUUUGUAAUAAUUUAUGUUUUGCUAUACUUCAGAGCUAACUGACCGGUAUAGUUUCAGAAACAGUAUGAAACUUAGGAAAGUUGAAGCAAUGUUUAUAUUUUUAAGAUGUUCUUUGAAUUAUGUUUUUAUUGUACAUUUCUUCAGACUGAAAAAUGUGUACAUAUCUUUGUUAUUUUUGCACAAUUUUUGUCUUGUUCAGUUUUAGGAGCAGUACUAUGUUGAUUCUUUUAAUUUAUUUUGAGUUAUAAAACUGCAGGAGUUGAAAAAUCUCAGUAACAACGUCAUCCUCUGUAAUCAAUGAACUGCUAUUUCUAGUUGUUGAGGGAAAACAGUGGUUGUGAGAUUCAGUGGUUGCUUCUGAGAAAUAGUGCUAAUCAGUGACUGAAGGAGCAAUGUUGUAGUUUUAGGAAGCUUUAGCUCUUUCCAUGCGUCUUUUCAUUGGAAAGCUGGAAUAUGGAGCCUGUCCUUUGAAUGCUGCUUGAUUUUUUUUCAACUGGCUUACGCCUGACAGCAUUUCAGGAAAGUUAAGCACCGAGUAAAAUCCCACAGUGUUCUUUCAUCAUCAAAGAAUCAUUACUUAAUUAUCUGUAUCAAAAAAAUCAGCCUGAAAAGUGAAAUGGAAGUAAAUCUUUGGAAAAAAUGGAUACAAACUGGACCAGCCUAUAAUGCAUUAUUAGUGUAGCAUUCGCUCAGUAGUUCUUUUUCUUCCCCAUUUGCCUGAAAAUCUUGUGAUUUGUUUCCAGCAAUAGAGGCUCAGAAGCUUUGGUUGUUACACAUACGCAAUGCAUAGGCCCGUCAGCCAUAAAAAGCGACUUGGAUAACUUGUAUGCCUUCUUUUGUAUUGAUGUAACAAUUGUACAUAGUGCUGAUUGACCUUUGUAGAGAAUAGUUUAUACAGCAUAUUCUAUUAUUGCUGAUUCUCAGUGAACUAUUGUUUUAAAAAAAAAAGAAGAAAAAAAGAAAUUUUUCUAUUUACACCUUAUAUUUUGUUAUGCUGUUGACCCAUGGCACUUUAACAAAACUCUGUGGGUUUUGCAUAGCUGGUCAGUCAUGGGAUAUAUUAAAUAACUGUUGUUGCACAGAAAUGAAUUUGCACCUGCUCUAUUGUGCUUUCCUACUACAGAUUUUAGAACCUUUUCCAGAAGACUUUUGAAGAAAGCAUGUCCAAUCAUUCUAAGAAAAAAAAAUGCCAUACUUGUACAGCCAAUUUCUUUUCUACAAUCCAUAUUUUGUAACACUAAGUAUUUUCAUUCUUUGUCCUGCACCUUUAUGUAUUAGCAGUAUCAAAUAGAAUUCAUUCCAUGCUUGUGAUAAUUGUAAGCAGAAUAAAUGUCUAAAGUAGGUGUAAAUAGUAAAUUCUAUGGCUUACAGUUUUAAAAAGGAAAACCAGAACAAACAUGUAUCUGAUUGAUACUGCCAUGGUUCAACACCGGGCCUGGAGAUAUUCUCUAGUGAGCGAUUGUAUUUUUUGUUUUUUGCUUUAUUAUUAUUAUUUUUUUUUGUAACAUGGCUUUGUAAAUAAAAUAAUUUAUAUGUUUGUAAGAAACAGAUAA